Molecule: messenger RNA, 1317 nt
Organism: Larimichthys crocea (large yellow croaker)
Lineage: Eukaryota; Metazoa; Chordata; Actinopteri; Sciaenidae
Gene: dcxr
Product: dicarbonyl/L-xylulose reductase
Exons: 9
Coding region: 316-1050 (244 amino acids)
Biological process (GO): xylulose metabolic process; glucose metabolic process
Molecular function (GO): L-xylulose reductase (NADPH) activity; carbonyl reductase (NADPH) activity
Source: RefSeq, a predicted model, not a curated record
UGAUAGUGAAGUGUGUGAGUUAUCCAGAAGACAUGUUGUAAGGACAGGUGCGUGUGCAUGUGUAAACCUGCAUCACAGACUAAAUAGAUCAAAUCUAUUACAUGUUUGUCCACAGUCAGCUGACUCUGGUGUUUCUGCCUGGUCACAGUGACUGUGCAGGUCUGACCUGGAAGACCAACAUGUUCGGAUCAUUAACUCAGCUGGAAGUUUAAUCUUUGAGCCCAGCGGAACACAGAGGCGGCACUUCCUGCAGCCUGCAGCCCGGAUCGAACGCUCUGUCUGCGGAUCAGCUGCUGAUCUAGGAUCUGAUCCGACAUGGAGAUUUCAUUUGCAGGCAAACGAGCUCUGGUGACCGGAGCAGGAAAAGGGAUUGGCAGGGCCACGGCCCUGGCUCUGGCACGCUGUGGGGCAAAGGUCACAGCGGUCACACGCACGCAGGCCGACCUGAACACUCUGGUGCAGGAGUGUGAGUCCAUCACCCCGGUGUGUGUGGACCUGGCAGACUGGGGGGCCACAGAGGCGGCCAUACAGGAUGUCGGCCCCAUCGAUCUGCUGGUGAAUAACGCUGCCUGUGCCAACCUGCAGCCGUUUCUGGAGGUCACACCCGACCAGUUUGACCAGUCAUUCAAUGUGAAUGUGAAAGCUGUGCUGCAUGUCUCCCAGAUUGUGGCUCGGGGUAUGAAGGCCAGAGGAUCAGGAGGCUCCAUUGUGAACGUGUCAAGCCAGGCCUCCCAGUGUGCUCUCAGAGACCACGCUGUCUACUGUUCCACUAAAGGAGCCCUGGACAUGCUGACUAAAGUGAUGGCUCUAGAGCUGGGACCCCACCAGAUCCGUGUGAACAGUGUGAACCCCACAGUGGUGAUGACAGAGAUGGGCCGCCUGGGCUGGAGUGACCCUGAAAAAUCCAAGACCAUGACGUCCCGCAUCCCCCUGGGUCGCUUUGCAGAGGUGGAGGACGUGGUGAACAGCAUUUUAUUCCUGCUGAGUGAUAAGAGCAACAUGACUAAUGGAAUCACUCUGCCGGUGGACGGAGGCUUCCUGGCCUGCUGACCGUCACAAGCCUCAUCUGAACACACCGCUCAUCUGCUCAGAGGAAACAGAACAAAUACUUCCUGUUUUAUCUCCACACUACUUUAUACAAACACAGGUCACUUUUAUUCAGCGAUUAAAAUCAACUGCUUCACAACCGACCACUGACUUUCUUUUUGCUGUUUGCUGUUUCCUUUUGUUUUACGUCAGCAUUGGCAUGUUUCAUUUCCUUCUGUUUAUGUAAAUGAUUCCAAACAAAGGUUUAUUUAACAUCAUAUGUACUGCUGU